This is a messenger RNA of Blepharisma stoltei, 6973 nucleotides long. NCBI's taxonomy places the organism in Eukaryota, Ciliophora, Heterotrichea, Heterotrichida, Blepharismidae. The record is from the annotation of a GenBank genome assembly.
AUGAAAAUCUAUAAAAGGCGCGUCUGGCAGCAUUAUAAAGCUCUGAUCUAUAAAAAUUGAAUUCUAUGGAAAAGAAGGUGGUUCGGAUCUUUAUUCGAAUUACUUUUUCCUAUCCUGCUUAUUUUGCUACUAACUCUUAUAAGAGUUUCAGCAGGAAGAACAAGCCACAAUGGAAAAUCAUACUUAAAGGACUAUUCAAUGGUCGUCACACCAGAUGACUGAUUCUCAUACACGAUUCCAGAAAAUCCUUUUGUAUAUGUAAAAUUAAAUUCAUUCACAAAACACACUCAUAGUUAUUGUGAGUCUUAUUUAAACCUUUCUCCCUUAUGAUCAAUAGCGAUAGUCCCUGGGAAUAUCUCUAUUUCAAAUGAGCUCGCUGAUAUGAUGGCUAUUAAUGGAUUUGAAAGGUCAAAAAUAAUUUAUUUUUCUGAUGAAAAUGAAUUAUAUGUUUUUAGAUAAUAUCAUCCUUUUUUAUCAUAAUCUGCAAUGUAAUUUAUUAUAGACUAUCAGGAUAGAGAAAAAUAUCACAAGUGAUCAUUAUGACGAUGCAGGAAAUGGCAAGAUAUGCUAUGCUAUUGUAUUUAAGCAUUGAACCGAAAACAACUUCCAAUACAAAUUUCGUCACAAUAUCACGUCUUCAUAUCCACCUUCAAACCAGCAAGUAGGAAACGUAAUUGAUAUAUUUGACUAUCAAACCUAUGAACCUACUGAUGAUCUUAUAAGAGUUCCUAAGCCAGAAUUCCAAGAGCAAUAUUUUGAUAGUAAUUUUAUCCACGUCAUGAACUAUAUUGACAAUAUUAUUCUUAGGAAUAUUACAAAUAAUGCCAGCGCUUAUAUUGCUGCAGGCUUUGUGCCUAUGUGAUAUGAUGAUUACAUCACUGAUAAUUUUAUCACAUUAAUUGCGAAUAUGCUGCCAUUUUUUAUAGUAAUUUCUUAUGCUAUUCCUGUGUGUAGAAUGAUAUCGCUAAUAGUGCAGGAAAAAGAGUACAAAAAUAAAGAAAUGAUGAUGAUUAUGGGAUUAUCAAAUUUUGCGUAUUGAACAUCGUGAAUAACUUACUAUUUCUCUAUAUAUACAGUCAUUGCAGGGAUAAAUAGUCUGAUUUGUAUGGCUCUGUUUAAUUAUAGCAGCACAGGGCUCAUUUUUUUAAUGUUUUGGUUAUAUGGGAUUUCUUGUAUAGCUUUCAGCGUCCUUAUGAGUAUGCUUUUUUCUAAGUCAAGAACUGCGGUAAUGCUUAGUUUGAUGCUUUUUUUUAUUAGCUAUUUUAUAAGUUUUGCAGUAAUGGAUCCGAUAUUAAGCUUUGGGCAAAAAGCUGCAGCUUCUUUGCUGCCAAAUGUUGCACUAUACUUAGGAAUUGAUAUCUUAGCGAAGCUUGAAGAAGGAAGAUCUGGAGUGCAGAAUAGCAUUAAUAUUAAUACUAAAAAAACCUUUUACGUCCACUAUGGAGUCACCUUCUUCUGAAGCUUUUAUCUUCCUUGCACUUAAGGGUCCGCAGGCUACAGGGUUAGCCUUCUUGGCCAUAAUUGUAUGCUUUAGAGCGACUUUACAAACUUCUAGGCUCACGGAUGAGCUAAUUUCUUUGACGUAAAUAAGUUGUCUAUAUGAAAAAUUCAAAAAAAAGUUUUUCUGGCCAGCUCUCCGCAAAAAGGAAAAUUUUGAAGCCCAGGGAGUACUUCUGGUUUCAUGCUGGAGAGUUGCCCUGUAGGCCUAAUAGACUUUGCUGAGCUCCCUUUUGCAACUCUAUAUCUCCCUUUUAUUUGAAGUAAAAUCCAAAACAGAAAGCGGACUACAGCUCCACACACUGCUGGAAUUGCUUAUCUGCCAUUACUGUCCAUUCCUGGGUUGAAAGAAUCUAGCCGGAUAUAAUUAAAUAUGUGCUCGAGGCUGAAUGGCUGGGAGGCCAUGCCCGGUCGAGACGCAAUAUUUAAUUAUGGAAUACAGAAUAGCACUUGCAAAAAGAAAUUGACCAUUAUACGUUUGAAACUUUUUAUAUUUUCAUGGUAGUAGAUACGGCCAUCUUUGUGAUUUUAGCAUGAUAUUUAGAUCGGAUCUGGCCGAGUGAGUGGGGAAUAAAAAGGCCAUGAUACUUUUUAUUUUACUAACUCUCCUCCAAGCUAGAUAAUUAGUUGCCAGUAAGCUAUCCUAAUUUUUUUUAUUUAAAAGCCUUUUUUUUAUUAAAAUAGGGCACAUUUAGACUAAUUUCCUAAUUUAUUAUUUUUGUCAUAAAUUAUAAUUAGUGUACCAUAAAAAGUAAUAUCUUAAAAAGGAUAAAUAUUCUAACUACAACAGAUAGAGACUAAGGAUUUUUGGUGCCAUGAGAAAAAUAAGCGUAGUAAAGAUAUUAUUGAAAAAGAAAUAGCAUGAGGAGAAAAUGUUGAGCCCGUUGACAUAGUGAUUGAAAAACAAAAAGAGUUAGGCCAAGCGUUGAUUAUCAGAAAUUUUACUAACUCCCCCCUCCGUGGGUGAACAAAAAAAUUUUGUUCACUCACGGAGGGGGAUUAAUUUUUUUUUUAAAUUUCGAAAUUUAAAAAAAUCCUAAUUUGCAAAAUUGAAAACUAGAUAUUAAUUUAAUUUAUAAAAUUUAUGUUUUAAAAAGCAAUUUGUUUAAAAUUAAACAGAAUUAGCUCUAGAUUUCAUUAUACUAAUUAUCACUUAUAUAUCAAAAUUUUUUUCCAUAAAAAAUUUUGCUCACUCACGGAGGGUAGGUUUUGGGGGAAAAUAGCAAUUUUUCUAAUGGUUUUGUCGCUCACAGAGGGGGGAGUAAAGUAUUUAGCAGCAAAACAGCAGUAGAUGGCCUUAAUUUAGACAUCUACCAAGAUCAGAUUUUUGCGCUUUUAGGUCACAAUGGUGCAGGGAAGACCACAACUAUAUCAAUGAUGAUUGGCAUGAUUCCUGUAACAAGUGGAGAAAUGCUUGUAAAAGAUUUAUUACUGUCCAAAGAUUUAGAAAAAAUCCGGAUGCUUCUUGGUGUAUGUCCACAGCAAAAUGUAUUAUAUAAUGACCUCACUCCUAAAGAGCAUUUAUAUUUAUUUUCUAUCUUUAAAGGCAGGGUUAAUAAAAAUGAAAUAAAUGAGGAUAUAGAAGAAAAAAUUUUAGACGUAAAUUUAAAGGACAAAGAAAACAGUAGAGUUAAAAAUCUUUCUGGUGGGCAUAUACAUAAAAAUGGUGACGACAGAAACCUGACCUCUCGGGCCUAUUUCUUGCAGCCCAGUGUUGGAGAUUUAUGUGGAAAGGAGUGGGCAAAUGUUUUAUGUAAGCCGGACUAAGUUUGUCUGAGCCACUGAGAGCUGAUACCUUGGGCUUUUCAUCAGAGACCAUUAUUAGAAAGGAUAGGACCAGUAACAGCCCCAAGGCUGAUAAACCCCUCGAAUAGGGCUCAAGAGGCAACAUCUAUCUAACGAGAAACUGGGGGCUUCGACCCAGAUGAUGGGCCCUUAGGCUACAGGAGUGAGGAGCCAGAAAGUAUGUGCGAAUCCCUUGCCUGCGGCGGCGAGGAGAGCAUCUACCAGGUGUCUCAUUAAUGAAGAUCAUCUAGGUAUGAAAAUUCCCAGCCUGUCAAGAAAGAAUGCCUAUAACUAUAUAACUAAACAUUUUUCUGGAAGGACAAAAAAGAAAAUUAUCAUUAGCUAUAGCACUUAUUGCAGAUUCUCCUAUUGUUAUUUUAGAUGAGCCUACAUCAGGUAUGGAUUUGAAUUCGAGAAGACAGACUUGAGAUAUGCUAAAAAAUAAUAAAAGCAACCGAAUAACUAUAUUUACAACUCAUUAUAUGGACGAGGCAGAUGUCCUUGCUGAUAGAAUUGGGAUAAUGUCACAAGGGAAAUUACGAUGUUGUGGAAGUUCUGCAUUUCUAAAAAAUCGAUAUGGGGUUGGCUAUUAUAUAAAAAUCGUCAAAGAUUUAGAUUCAGGUAAUUCUUUUGAUGAUAAUGCCGUUAUUGAUUUUAUAAGAAAUCAUAUUUCAGAGUCGAAGAUCUCAUCAAAUACUAGAGCUGAGAUAACAUUUCAUUUACCUAUUUCGAGUGUUUCACAAUUCAAUGAUUUUUUUGCUAGUUUAGAUGCGUCUUUACAAAAAUUAAAUAUAAAAUCAUAUGGAGUCUCAGCCACUACCUUAGAAGAAGUUUUCUUAAAGGUAGCUAGAGGAGACGACACAGAGUUAAAAAAUCUUGACUUUGAAGACAUUGAGAUAGAAGAAAAUACAUUAAAAUCUGAUUUUAGGCUUUCAAGAGACAGAUUAAAAGGAUCUCUUUUUUUUAAACAUUUUUUUGCAUUACUGAAGAAAAGAAUUUUGUGGUCAAAAAGAGAUGUGAAAAGCCUUAUUUUCGAAAUUUUCAUCCCAAUUAUCCUUGUAAUUAUUGGGUUAGGGCUAAUGCUGAUUGCUAAAAGAUUUAAAAAUGAGUCUUCACAUCUGCUUACAGUUACUGAUUACCACAAGCCUCAAAAUAUCUUAUAUCAAGCUCAAAAAGGAAACAGCUUUAUUCCAUAUUUAAUGGCUGAAAUUGAAAGGAAAUACAAUACUAAAGGAAAAAAUACUAUGAAAACGACUCCAUGGGCUGACAAUAAUGAUAUUGUAUCUUAUGACGAAUUUAUUUUUAAUGACAGAGAUAACGUUAGUCCUUAUAGGAUGGGGGCUUAUUACUUCUAUAAAAUGGAUAAUUUAACCCAUCGCUAUGAGCCUAUAAUUUUUCAAAACCAAACAGCAUUCCAAGCUGUAGGAGUCUAUUACAAUUUGAUAUCUCAGGCAAUUCUUCAAAGCAUCAACCCUCAAAUCAAUGUAAAAGUAUAUAAUCAUCCUCUCCCUUAUACUGCAAAAGUAAUGAGUCUUAAUAAUAUAGGAGAUGGGUUUAUCGCUUCUAUUAUAUUUUCUCUAGGAUUUAGUUUUAUUCCUACAGGAGUUAUAGCACUAAUUGCGAAAGAAAGGGAAUCUAACAUAAAACACCAGCAUGUGAUAAGUGGAGUGUCUUUAUUUUCUUAUUGGACUGCAAAUUUUGUAUGGGAUAUAGUAAAACAUAUAAUUCCUGGAGUGAUUUGUCCAUUAUUAAUACUAGCAUUUGGUGUUACGAUAUUGACAGAGCCUGGAGAAAGCUAUGCUGCAGUCUGACUGCUAAUGCUUCUUUUUGGGUGCUGUAUGGCGUCUUUCACGUAUUUUACAAGUUUUUUCUUUAGAAAUUACCCAACAGCGCAAGUUGUAACAAUUUUGCUAAAUUUUGUGACUGGAAGUAUCUUGGCUCCUGGAAUUCUUGUAAUGUAUCUUUUUGACCAAACUAGAUCAGCAGCACAUGGAUUACGUUGAAUUUUCAGAAUUUUCCCUAAUUUUUGUUUUGGGUUCGGAAUUCUAGAAGUUGGCAGCAGAAGAUUACUUGCAUCAUUAGAUGGAAGAAAUGAACCUUAUGAUGCUUUAUCUUUAGACAGUGCAGGAGGAGAUAUUUUAAUGAUGGGAAUAAUGACACUUGUUUAUAUGCUUUUAAUAUUUAUAGCAGAAUAUAUGGAAAUCCAUUUAAAGCUAUUCCAAUUUAUUUUUAAACCUCACAAAAUCAAGACCAAAAAACACUCAAAAGAUGAUGAUGUUGAAAAAGAAGCGAAGAAAGCAGAAAAAACAAACCCAAAAGAUGUGCAAGUGAACGCUAAAGAGCUUCAAAAAGUGUUUAGAAGUGGAAAAACGCAUUUGGUUGCUGUUGAAAAUGUAAGCUUUAAUGUAAAUUAUGAUGAGUGUUUUGGGCUUCUGGGGGUGAAUGGGGCUGGAAAGACAACAACUUUUAAAAUGCUUACGGGAGAAAUUGCUCCUUCAUCAGGAGAAGCAUAUAUAAGCGGCUUUAGUAUUAACAAUGACUUCAAUAAUAUAAGAAAAGUUAUUGGAUAUUGUCCUCAAUUUGAUGCAAUCAGUGAGCUGCUCACAGUAAAAGAGAAUUUAAAUUUGUACGCUGAUAUUAAAGGAAUUCCUAAAGUAUGGAAAAAAGAAAUGGUUAAUGAAAUUAUUAUGAAUAUGGACUUGGAAAAGUAUGAGAAUGCAUUAUCAGGAAACUUAUCUGGAGGUAAUAAAAGAAAAUUAUCAGUUGCAAUUGCUUUGAUUGGGAACCCUUCAGUUUUAUUUUUAGAUGAGCCUUCUGCUGGAAUGGACCCAGAGACGAGGAAAAAGCUUUGGCAAGUAUUAUCAAAUAUUAAACAAAAUGGAUCAUCUGUUUUGUUGACAACUCAUUCAAUGGAAGAAGCUGAAGCUCUUACUCCGAUAAAUAAAUAAUUUAAAUGAAAAAUUAAUAUAAAAGACUUUCUUAAAAUAAAUAAACUUAAUUUAUUUUAAGCAAUGCUAAAUUAGUGAUAGAAUGGCCAUUAUGGUUGCUGGCAAAUUUCAAUGCUUAGGCACUCCAACUUGAAUUAAAAAUAAAUACGGAGAUGGCUAUGAACUCCAAAUCAAAACAGAGCCCCCAUCUGAUUUUGAAUUAACAGACAGAGAUAAACAGUUAGAUAGAGAAAUCCAAGAUAAAGAUUCGAUUCCUAGCUCUCAAGUUUCGAAGUGCCUUGAUAUCUUAGGAGCCCAAUUUUUAAAAGAAGAAAUCCAUGAAAAAGGAUCAGGCUCUGCUUUUUUUUACCAGCUAAAGCGUGAAAAUUCAGUUCCUAGAGACUCUUUUAUAUCAUGAGUAAUAUCUGAAGAAAUUAUAGAUAAAAUUCACGAAUGGUUGAAAUCUGAGUUUAAUGAUGUAGAAAUCAUUGAACGAUAUGGAAAUUUAUCAAAAUUCAAAAUAUACAGAGUAGAUUUAAUUACUGCUCAAAUAAAAAUUCAAAAUAUACAGAUUUUAUUUAAUAACCACUCAAAAUUUACCCAAAUCAAGCAUAUUAAAACAAGAAAAUAGAUCCGUAGGCUAUUUAUUUUCAGUUAUUGAAGAGAAAAAGCAAGAACUCAGAAUAUCAGAAUACUCUCUAUCCCAAACUUCACUCGAACAAAUUUUCAACAAUUUUGCAAGAAAUAUAGACGAACCUCAAUAA